Mycena citricolor is the source of this 3036-nucleotide messenger RNA. NCBI's taxonomy places the organism in Eukaryota, Fungi, Basidiomycota, Agaricomycetes, Agaricales, Mycenaceae. The record is from the annotation of a GenBank genome assembly.
GAAAUGUAACAAUGACUGAAUCGACUCUGUUCCAUGAAUGCAUGCGCUUGAGUAAUUUCAGAUCGAUAAUUUUUCAACGACGCGACCUGCACAGUACAUAGUACUCUUGCCUUGCGUAAGUACAGUUCUUCUCAUUUCCCACAUUACAUCUCUCGGGCUGAUUCGGGCAUCUUCUUAAGGUCAUCUCCGAGCUUGACCGUUCAUUCCGAGCACGAAUUUGACGACGCUGAGGACAUGGCAGAUCAUAGUGCUCUCAAGACCCACCAACUAUGAUCGCGAGCGGUUCAAGUCGGUGAUCAAGAGAAAGCGGCUGCAGCCGGCCCGGGUAACCAGUCGAUGCGGUAAAUACGUCAUCAUCUGAUCAGCGAUAAGUCAAAAACGUACCCCAAGGCAACAGGCGUUCCCGAUAUUCUCCUCCCUCCGUCAUGUCCUUCCCCGUAGAUCUCACCAAGUUCAAAAAAUUCAAGCUCGACCCGAGCAAGCCCCAGCUCGCUGCGCAGGAGAAAGCGGAUCUCCUGGCGAACAUCCAGCUUCUGCGUGAUGCGAUUGUGUUCUUCACCGCCAGUGGCGCCGCUCGUGGGGUGAGCGGGCACACGGGCGGGGCUUACGACACCGUGCCCGAGGUGUGCAUCCUGCUCUCGCUGUUCCAUGAGGACGUCGAGAAGUACGUCCCCAUUGUCUUCGAUGAGGCUGGCCACCGUGUCGCGACUCAGUACAUGCUCGCUACGCUCGAAGGCUCCCUGCCGGCAGACCACCUCCUGCACUACCGCGAAGCCAACUCGAAGCUCCCCGGCCACCCGGAACUCGGCCUCACACCGGGAGUCAAGUUCUCCUCUGGUCGGCUCGGUCAUAUGUGGGGCCUUGUCAACGGUGUCGCCCUGGCAAAUCGCGGCAAGACCGUGUUCUGUCUCGGAUCCGAUGGUUCGCAGCAGGAGGGUAACGACGCCGAGGCCGCCCGUUUGGCUGUCGCGCAGGGCUUAAACGUCAAGCUCCUCAUCGAUGACAACGAUGUCACCAUCGCUGGACACCCGUCGGAGUACAUGAAGGGAUACAGCGUCGCUCAGACCCUGCAAGGCCAUGGUCUCAAGGUCCACACCGUCGAUGGCGAGAACAUCGACGAGCUCUGGGCCGCCGUCUGCUCGAUCGUCAGCCACGACGGGCCCGCCGCCAUCAUCUCCAAGCGUCUGAUGGCGCCUGGAAUCGUCGAUAUCCAGGGCUCACCGCACGGCCACGAUGUUGUCCCCGUCAAGUCUGCCGUGAAGCACCUGAUCUCCCGGGGCUACCCCGACUUCUCCGACCUCUAUGCCGGCAUGGCAGCUGCGGGCGAUCCCAUCCUGUACACCGGAUCGACCAAAGAGCGCGGCGCCAACCGUGUCGUGUUCGGCGAGGCCGUGAACCUGGUCCUCGACACCCUCAGCAAGGAGGAGGCGGCCGCCAAGGUCAUGGUCAUCGACAGCGACCUCGAGGGCUCGACUGGGCUCAAGGUCAUCCACCAGAAGCACCCGGAGGUGUUCGUCAUGGGUGGAAUUAUGGAGCGCGGUAACUUCUCGGCUGCCGCUGGUUUCGGAUUCGACAAGGACAAGUUUGGUGUGUUCUCAACGUUCUCGGCGUUCCUGGAGAUGUUGGUGUCGGAGAUCACCAUGGCGCGUCUCAACGAGUGCAAUGUGUUGUGCCACUUCUCCCACUCUGGUGUUGACGAGAUGGCUGACAACACAUGCCACUUCGGUAUCAACUCGUUCUUUGCGGACAACGGCUUGUCGGACACGCACUCUUUCCUGUACUUCCCUGCCGAUCCUCUGCAGAUGGUCGCCGUGGUCAAGCGUGUCUUCUUCGAGCGUGGUCUGCGAUUCGUCUUCUCCACCCGUGCCAAAGUCCCGUACAUCCUGAAGCAGGAUGGGAAGACCAAGUUCUUUGGCGACGACUACGAGUUCGUUCCCGGAAAGGACGAGGAGAUCAUCCCGGGUACCGCGGGAUACGUUGUGACCUUUGGAGAGAUGCUGUACCGCUCUUACGAUGCCGUUCUGCGAGCAAGGCAAGCGGGGAUCGAUGUGGGGUUGAUCAACAAGCCGUCACUGAACAUCAUCGACGAGGCUUCCUUGAGGAAGAUCGGAUCGUCUGGAUUCGUGCUUGUGGUGGAGUCGUUCAACCAGAAGACCGGUCUUGGAUCGAAGAUGGGCACCUGGCUGCUGGAGCGAUCGCUGACGCCCAAAUACGGAUACAUGGGUACCACCCGCGAAGGGUCUGGCGGACUGUGGGAACAAAUCCCACACCAGGGCCUCGAUCCCCAAGGUCAGCCCUCGAUUGCCAAGUCGGGUGUCUCCGGAGUGCUGAAUGUUUUCGUCGUGUCCCUUCCUUCUUCUUCUAGCCAUUCUCCUCAAGAUCAAGCAGCUUUCGCAGUAGAUUGUGCGUGGAGGGAAUUAGUCAAAGUCAAUGCUGUAUACAUAUGUAUUAUCGAGAUUCGUGUCCCUUUUGAGCGGAUUCGGAGGCGCUUCUAUCGAGCGAGUCGAAAGCGCUUCUAUCGAGCGAGAUAAGAGGCCCCCCGUCGGCACUCAGCAUCGAAUGAGGCCACGAGAAGACAGAGAAUCACAUCACAUAUCUCGACGACGCGUGGCAUGGGCCGAAGAAAGAGGGCAUUGGUUCCGCUGCGGCGGUGCUGGCUCGGGCAUGUCACUGACUCGCUCGUUUGCUUGCUUGCGCUGCGCACCCGACGGUAAAGCCGUCCGAAUCGACCCGGCAUCUUCCACCCGCUCAUGUCUGUUCCCAUGGCCAAAUCGCGAAAAACCCAGCCCCUCACACCGACGGCUACGAUAGCUGGUCACCGACCUGCCAUAAGAGGCGUGCUAUUCAUAAAUAUUAAUGAACACCCCCCAAUGAGCACCCCCACCCAAUGGCGCUAGGGUAGUCCGUAGAUUAUCUGAUUCGGAACCUCGCUGGGGGUUGCUGGGUGUACCGAUCCAGUCGGAGGGUUCUGGCUGCAAGCGCAACCUCGAGGGUGGCCCUGAGAAUCAUCAUGCCCGGGAAAGUGCGUUCACGUGA